Messenger RNA from Coregonus clupeaformis (lake whitefish), 3200 nucleotides. RefSeq lists its product as uncharacterized. The coding region runs from base 2422 to 3171 and encodes 249 amino acids. Gene Ontology annotation, molecular function: nucleic acid binding. The transcript is spliced from 3 exons. NCBI's taxonomy places the organism in Eukaryota, Metazoa, Chordata, Actinopteri, Salmoniformes, Salmonidae. The record is from RefSeq and is a predicted model, not a curated record.
UUGUGGAGUGGUUGAAAAACAAGUUUUAAUGACUCGGACCUAAGUGUAUGUAAACUUCCGACUUCAACUGUAACUGACAAAUUUGUUCUCCUAGUCCUAGUGUGUUUGACGGAGUUUGGGAAAGAUAAUUGUAAAAUAAUGUGUUCAUGUUUGAGAGUGUAGAUUGAAUUUGUGAUCUCUGUUGUGCUCUCUAUGUGUGUGUGUGUGUGUGUGUGUGUGUGUGUGUGUGUGUGUGUGUGUGUGUGUGUGUGUGUGUGUGUGUCUGUGUGUGUCUGUGUGUGUGUGUGUGUGUGUGUGUGUGUGUGUGUGUGUGUUGCUAGUGCCAAAUAUUUUUCUACUUCUGUUGUUCUGGUGUUUUCAUCCCAAAGAACGAGCACAGGUCAAUAGGGGCCAAUAUAACAUAUCUAUGAACUAAAAGACUAAUGCAAUAGAUAUCUAGAUCAAUGUGAUGUUCUUUAGAUUUUCUGAUUGGGCAUCCGCCAAACAAAUGUUUGCCCCUGAAAACAGACAUUUUGUCUCUGUAAUUGCCUGACAGGUUCGAUGGUAAUCAUGACCUUUGUUAAAAGCAAAUUCAAAUUAAAUGUGUUACCAAUUGCAGAGUGGUUUUGGUGAGUGUCAAAAUCCCAGGCAUUCUCCCUUUAGAUAGAUGCUUGUUGUUUCCAGCAUAAGAAUCUGGAUCCAUCAACCUUUAAACUUUUCUCUGUUCAUAUUUCUCUAAGAUCAAAGGUCCGUCUGGCAGGCUUGUGAAAGUAGCCCUCACAGUAAACAGGAUGUCAAGCAUGCUUGUGGUGUCUGAUCUCUAUGGCUGCCCUGUAUGCCUGGUCUGUUUGUCCAAAGCAGGAUCUGCUUUUGUAUUGCUGUCGUGUGGUGACACUUUGGGUCUUUAUGUACAGUAUCAGUUCUAUGAUUGCUUUUGAUCAGAGUGGGAUGACAUGGUGCAAAUUUAGUCUGUGUUUUUGAAAGUAAGACAUUUUUGUUGAUCCUAUUAGUUACUGUUAAAUUGUUGUACUUCUUUCUGCUUUCAGUGGGGGUUAAAGUUCAAGGAGAAAAUAAAUCAAAGCAAUAAAAGGGACAUCUUUCGCCCUUUCUUAGUGAACAGGCAAAAGAAUAGAUGGGUUUCCAUAAGUAAGUAUUUCAAAAGGACCACAAUGUUUACAUCAAAAGAGCGCCCUCAGUCAAUUAAAGCUCAUGCCCACUUAGAUGAAACUGACGUUAUUGAAAUGUGACUUAAACAUCAACGUGCUAUCAUUGUACUGUGUGUAGAAACUGUAGAUGUUUGUACGUAUGAGUAUAAAAUAUGUGAACAAAUAAAGAUCAAGGAAAACACUUUGACAAUAUUAUCAAUAUGACAGAACACUAUUGUGUUGUCUUUGUUUUGUAAAUGACAUUUAAGAAAAAAUAUGUGAAUAUAUUCUUCAGUAAUCACUCCCAUGGGAUGUUGAGAAUAUUUUACAGAUGCUGACAAGGUGCUGUAUGUAUUUAUUUUUUGUGAGAAUUGUUACUUAUGCUGGGAUUCACACGUGUGGGGUAUUUGUCUAUCCAGUUCAAUUAAGAAAAUAAUAAACUACUAUGGACAUAAAACAAAGUCCUUUCCCUGUAUUGUAUGGUUUUGAUAAGGAAAUUGUGUGGUGUGUGUGUGUGUGUGUGUGUGUGUGUGUGUGUGUGUGUGUGUGUGUGUGUGUGUGUGUGUGUGUGUGUGUGUGUGUCACCAUAGCAAUCCACAAUGUUGAAUGCUGCGCUAAGAUUUAUAACAAACACAAGGCCUCUUACAUCACAUCACUGUACCUUGUAUCAGUUAGCAGGAAGGCCAUCCUUAACUGUAAGGCGACAGAGUCACUGUUACAUGUUUGUCUCUAAGGCCAUUUUAGGGCAGCUACCAAUAUAUUGAAGCGCUUUCCUUACCCUACAGACUCAUGGUCAUUACCGUCUGAGAUCACAGAACUGUAUUUUAUAUAAUGUUCCCAACAUAAUAACUGAGUUUGGUAAGAGUGCUUUUAGCUUUGCUGCCCCAUCAUAUUUUAACACUUUGCAGAAGGGCUUUAAACUAGGCCAUUUUAUUCUGAUUGGUGAUUUUAAAUCCUGUUAGGAGGGCUGCUGACAACAGAUUGCACAUGUUUUUAAACCUGCCCUUUUAAGCUCUCUUAUGCACUUUGCACUGUUUUAACUUCCAUUUAUUGUUAUGUUUAUGUUGUGUUGUGUCUCAUGUGUAACUAACUAUAUGUAUGUUGCAUUCUUGGCUAGGGCUCACUUGAAAAAGAGAUAUAAAUCUCAAUGUGACUAAAUAAAAGAGGUUGGCAUGGGCCCCAUCAAAGAGGUCAAAGAGGUGGACAUCAGAGAGAGGGUGGCAGACGGCAGGGAACUGUUGUGUCUAAUAAAGUCCUGGCCAUCGUCGUUGACCAUGUGGUAAACAGAGGCCUUACCAUGGUAGAGGCUGCCAGAUUAGCUCACCCCAAUCUGAAAAGAUCAACUGUCAAUUCGAUCAUUAGAACAUUUCGGCAAGAAAAACGAAUUGACAGAAGACCAACAACAAUCGGCCACCUUUUGAAGAGGCACCAGGUAUCUAUGAAACACAUUUACCUGGUGCCUUUUGAGAGAAACAACGACUGGGUGAAACAACUGCAGGCCGAGUAUGCUAAGAGGGUGAUGGUGCUUGAUGCUGCUGUGAACCAUCAUAAGUAUAUCUUUUUUGAUGAAGCGGGCUUCAACCUGGCUAAAACUUGGCGCUGUAGGCGGAACCUCAUCGGCCAAAGGGCGACCGCCCAAGUGCCUGGAAAACAUGGGGGAAACAUCUCCAUAUGCACAGCUAUCUCUGAAGAUGGUGUGGUAGAACGUAGGCCAUUACUUGGAUCCUACAACGCUGCACACCUCAUUGUGUUUCUCAAUGAAAUUGAGCAGGCCUGUCAAGGUGAAGGGGUCACCUAUGUCAUUGUGUGGGACAAUGUCAGGUUCCACCAUGCAGAGGUGGUGCAGGCAUGGUUUCGGGCCUAUCCCCGAUUCGUGACCCUAUAUCUGCCCCCAUACUCUCCUUUCCUCAACCCUAUUGAGGAUUUUUCUUCAGCAUGGAGAUGGAAGGUAUACGAUCACCAUCCCCAUGAGCUGGCCAUGGAUGAGACAUGCGAUGACAUCAAGCUUGGAUUCGCCAUGCCAAAAGGUUUUUCCCACGGUGCAUGAACAAUGAGGACAUUCAUUGUGAUGUGGAU